This is a messenger RNA of Epithele typhae, 693 nucleotides long. RefSeq lists its product as uncharacterized. The transcript has 3 exons. NCBI's taxonomy places the organism in Eukaryota, Fungi, Basidiomycota, Agaricomycetes, Polyporales, Epitheliaceae. The record is from RefSeq and is a predicted model, not a curated record. Bases 1 to 693 code for a protein of 230 amino acids.
AUGCCAGAGCCUUUGAAGGACCAGGAAACGGAGUCUCCCGCGCAGAACUUCCGCGAGUUUUGCGACCGCUUCCCUCCCGCCGAAUUUCAAUCUUUGCCCGACGAGCUCUACCCCCAUGGAUCCUAUCAAGACAUGGUCUCCGUCGGCUUGAAGCCCGACACCAGUAUCUUGGAGCGAGAAUUCGAUGAAGACACGAGCUCGGUGCACCUCAUUCACUACGGGUGGGCUCUGGACCAGGCGUGGGCCGUCAGAUUCGCGGCGUACCACAACAUAUGCAUCGACAUGGGGAAGUUCAUGACGGGGUUCCAUUUCGAGCGGAGCGGCUGCCCACGUUGCAUCGACUUUGCGAAGCUCACACCAGAUACACUCGCGAAUAUGCAGCGGAACAACACUUACUGGAUGAGCCUUUGGAUCCAGAUGCAGGAUAACAUCUACGCACUCGCCAAGAAGAAGUUUCGGCGACUGAACCUCCAGCUAGGGUGUCCCAUCAGCCACGAUAUCCGGAUGAUGCUCGCACUGUUCAACAACCACAACAUCACGAAGCGCGCGUGGAUCACGGCUUGCUACACCCAUGAACCGCUCGCGGCCACCAUACAAAGGGUCACAGAGUGGUUGACCAUUCCGGGCUCCGAACCACCGACGCCAAUGUGGUGGUACGAAUACGACUCUCCCCUGAUGGAAUGGCCUACCUAA